Molecule: messenger RNA, 1628 nt
Organism: Nematostella vectensis (starlet sea anemone)
Lineage: Eukaryota; Metazoa; Cnidaria; Anthozoa; Actiniaria; Edwardsiidae
Product: protease-associated domain-containing protein 1
Exons: 5
Coding region: 75-671 (198 amino acids)
Source: RefSeq, a predicted model, not a curated record
UUCCUGCAGACUCACCCUUCCUCUACGCCGGUGGAAAAUUGCGUCCCGUUUUGGUGCAGGCACUUCCGACAAUAAUGGACGAAAAGUUUUUUAUCCUGUCUUAUUUGGUGUGCUUCAUAUCGAGAUUAUGCAAUGGACAGAGCUCGAUAUUUUCCACAGCAGACGUAAUGUUAUUCGACUCUAGUGAUCUCGUUUAUUUUGAAGUUUUAAAACCAGAAAGUUUAAAGUAUGUCUACAAAUUACGCCCUGCAAAGGACUUUGGCUCGAUAUUCGAUUUACAUUUUGAUAGCAUUCGCUUAGUAGCAGUAGAACCUCCUAAUGGGUGUCAAGAACCAAGCAAUAGCAGGAUGAUACAGGGAGCCAUUGCACUUGUUGAGAGAGGUGGCUGCUCUUUUGUAUCCAAGAGUAAGAUGGUGGAGCAGUUUGGUGCAGUGGCCGUGCUAAUAGCUGACAAUGCUGCUGAUAAUGUGAACACCAUGCUUGACAUGGUACAAGAUGGAACAGGGAGAGAUGUUCACAUUCCUGCAGGGUUUAUUCUUGGAUCUGAUGGGUAUUAUAUUAGAAAGGCUCUAAGAGAGUCACAUGAGACUGCAGCCAUCAUUUCUAUACCAGUCAACGUUACAACAAGUCCACACCUUUAUACCAAACAACCACCCUGGUCAUACUGGUAAAAACAUCAACGAUCACAUUUAUUACCAGCUGCCCUCAUAGUGCUGGUAAAACAUCAACGGUCACAUUUAUUACCAGCUGCCCUGGUCAUACUGGUAAAAACAACAACGGUCACAGGUAUUACUAGUCCCCCUGGUCAUACUGGUAAGAAUAUCAAUGGUCACAGUUAUUACCAGCCACCCUCAUCAUGCUGGUUAAACAUCAACGGUCACAUUUAUUACCAGCCGCCCUGGUCAUACUGCUGGUAUGGACCAGCAGUUAUUGAUAUUACCAUCUGUUACUCAAGAAGAAGAAAAACAUUGCUCCUUGUAUUAAGGCAUAAAGCAGCCACAGGUAUUACCAGCCAUCCUGGUCUUACUGGUAAUAAGGCAUAUAGGAGUCGCAGGUAUUACCAGCCAUCCUGGUCUUACUGGUAAUUAGGCAUAUAGGAAUCGCAGGUUUUACCAGCCAUCCUGGUCUUACUGGUGGUAUGGAAAAGCAGAUAUUGAUAUUAUUUAUUACUCAAGAAGAAAACAUUGCACUGGUCUUACUGGUAAUAAGGCAUAUAGGAAUCGCAGGUAUUAACAGCCAUCCUGGUCUUACUGGUAAUAAGGCAUAUAGGAAUCGCAGGUUUUACCAGCCGCCCUGGUCUUACUGGUAAUAAGGCAUAUAGGAAUCGCAGGUUUUACCAGCCGCCCUGGUCUUACUGGUAAUAAGGCAUAUAGGAAUCGCAGGUUUUACCAGCCGCCCUGGUCUUACUGGUAAUAAGGCAUAUAGGAAUCGCAGGUAUUAACAGCCAUCCUGGUCUUACUGGUAAUUAGGCAUAUAGGAAUCGCAGGUUUUACCAGCCAUCCUGGUCUUCCUGGAAAUAUGAAUCAACACCUCUUGGUAUCCACUGGACCAUUGUGUUCCACAAGUAAAAACAGUUGUCACGUUUUGAUCAUACUGCCUGUUACAAUAAAAUACUGAUUAACAGAAAA